Doryrhamphus excisus (bluestripe pipefish) is the source of this 5457-nucleotide messenger RNA. RefSeq names its product RIC1 homolog, RAB6A GEF complex partner 1 (gene ric1). Gene Ontology annotation, biological process: intracellular protein transport; retrograde transport, endosome to Golgi. Gene Ontology annotation, molecular function: protein binding. Gene Ontology annotation, cellular component: Golgi membrane; Ric1-Rgp1 guanyl-nucleotide exchange factor complex; cytosol. The record is from RefSeq and is a predicted model, not a curated record. NCBI's taxonomy places the organism in Eukaryota, Metazoa, Chordata, Actinopteri, Syngnathiformes, Syngnathidae.
AGCGGUAGCCAAUCAGCGUCGAGUAGAAAGAUGGCGUCGGUGAGGCACGUAGGAGUCAGAGCUGAACGUCUUGCCGUCCGUAAACACCGACGGUACGGACACCGCGAGGACUGAUUAACCGGCGGGAGCUGACGUUUAUCACUAAGGGAACUAUUCUCCGGGUAUUGGAGCGUCUACUCCGCUUUCCCGCUGGCUGUUUUCAGAGUCGCCGCUGCCUCGGGGAAGCUCAUUAGCCUCAAGUUGGCUCCGCUAGCCCGUGCUAGCCGUGUAGCUUGAUCGUUCAUGAACCCACAGACAGCACAGUUAAUACUGUCGUCUUUCGCACUGUUAUAAUUUAUUUUCCACCUAUGAUCACGACCAAAUAUGCGGAAACUGUGUUAAAAACACUUGUAGCGGUGGAGGGUUAAAAAGGGACCAGUCUGGCAUUGCGACAUUGUUUGGCCAGUUGAGCCGGAGCCACUUGGCCAUCAUGUAUUUCCUAACCGGCUGGCCACGGAGGCUGCUUUGUCCCUUGCGGAAUGCGGAGGAGCCCUUCCACAUCCAGCCCAGCUCCCAGCGGUUCUACUUCGCCCUACUUUCCGAGACGCAGCUCAGCAUCUGGUUCAGUCGGCCCAGUGUUUUGAUUGUGAGCUACAUUGAGUCUGCCAAGGCAGUCGCACAGUUUGGCUUCUACCAGAAGGCGGAAUGGAAACCCGAUGACUCCAUGAUCGCCGUGGCGACUGCCAAAGGCUACAUUCUACUGUUCUCCGUGCUGGGCGGCGGGGAUGACAAGUACCUCUAUGAGCCGGUCUACCCAAAGGGGAGCCCUCGCGUGAAGGUAACCCCGGGUUAUAAGGAGGAGCAGUGUGCCCCCGCUUUGUCACUCGAGAUAAAGAAGCCUGUUGAUCUGGAGGCCCCCAUCACCAGUCUACAGUCCCUCCAAGAGGAGCUGCUGGUGUGCACCGCAGACGGCUACCUCCACGUGCUGCACUGGGACGGGCUCGGCGGAAAUGGCCGCAAGGCCAUCUGCCUCACCACCAUCCCCUUCUCUCUAGACCUCCAGUCUGCUCGAGGUGGACCAUCUCUGGACCUGGAAGGUGUUCAUAUCCGCUGCAUGGAGUACUGUGAGACCCUGGACGGCUUUGCUGCGGUACUGAGUGACGGACGUCUGGGAUUCAUCACACCCCUAAGCAGCACCAUCACUGCGGAUCAGCUGCAAGGCGUGUGGGCCGCAGAUGUGAGCGACGGCACCUGCGUGGCUGUCAACAACAAAUACAGAGUGAUGGCAUUUGGAUGUGCCAGCGGCUCAGUGCUGGUCUACAUGAUUGACACCGCAACAGGAUCUAUGCAGCUCUCCCACAAGCUGGAGCUCACCCCAAAACACUACCCAGACAUCUACAACAAGACGGGUCCAGUCAAGCUCAUCUGCUGGUCUCCUGACUAUAGUGUUGCCAUGGUUACGUGGGAGUGUGGCGGCCUGUCGCUGUGGAGCGUCUUCGGAGCUCAGCUCAUCUGCACUCUCGGAGAAGACUUUGCGUAUCGCUCUGAUGGCACCAAGAAGGAUCCCCUUAAAAUCAGCUCUAUGAGUUGGGGUGCAGAGGGCUACCACCUGUGGGUGCUGCCCACCAAAAGCGUAAAGAGGAAGCAACAGGAGCAGCAGCAGCAGCAGCAGCAGCAAGAGGAGGAGACUGUGUCACCCCCCCAAUUCCCCAUGCAGGCCGGGAUCCUGCAAUUUCACUUCAUCAAGAGCGCCCUCACCGUCAAUCCCUGCACGAGUAACCAGGAGCAGGUGUUGCUGCACGGCGAGGACCGCCUUUACUUGACCUGUGGCGACCCUGCACAGGCACACGGCAGCUCUGAGACCCAGCAGCAACAGCACACACGCUUGCACCCGCAUGACGGCAGCCCAUCGCACCACCACCAUCAUCAUCAUCACCACCACCACCACCCCAACUCUCCCCUUUCCCAGGGACUCAGCACUUUACUAGGCCACAAGCACUGGCAUGUGGUCCAGAUCCAUAGCACAUACCUAGAGAGCAACUGGCCUAUACGGUUUGCAGCCAUCGACACAACUGGGCAGUGCAUGGCCGUCGCAGGGCGACGAGGCUUUGCACACUACUCUUUGUUCACAAGGAAGUGGAAACUCUUUGGGAACAUUACUCAGGAGCAGAACAUGACUGUGACAGGCGGUCUGGCUUGGUGGAAUGACUUUGUGGUGGUGGCCUGUUAUAACUUCACAGACCAGCAAGAGCAGCUGAGGCUAUAUCAGCGCUCAUCCAACCUGGACAACGCUUUCGCCUCAGUCACCAAGCUGCACUCCGACACGCUACUCCUCAACGUUUUCCGAGACAUGGUCAUCCUGUUCAGAGCCGACUGCUCCAUCUGCCUCUAUAGCAUAGAGAGAAGGAACGAUGGUCCAAAACCGACUGUAAGUGUAGAGAUGCUGCAGGAAGUCUCCAUGUCCCGCUACAUCCCUCACCCUGGUUUGGUGGUCUCAGUAACCCUCACAUCAGUACGCACGGAGACCGGGAUCACGUUGAAAGCCCCGCAGCAGGCCUGCAUGGCGGAGAGCAUCAUGUUGAAUCUGGCUGGUCAGUUAAUAAUGCUACAGAGGGACCGUUCAGGACCGCAGGUACGAGAGAAGGAGACACCUGCCAACAACAAGAAGCUGCUACCAUUUUGCCCCCCAGUGGUCCUCGCUCAGUGUGUGGAGAACGUCUGGACCACCUGCCGCUCAGACAGAAAGAAGCGCCACCUCCUGGAGGCCCUGUGGCUCUCCUGCGGCGAAGCGGGCAUGAAGGUGUGGAUGCCGCUCUUCCCCCGUGACCACCGCAAGCCCCACUCCUUCCUAUCCCGACGCAUCAUGUUGCCCUUCCACAUCAACAUCUACCCUCUGGCCGUGCUGUUUGAGGAUGCCUUGGUGCUCGGCGCCACCAACGAGACAGUGUUGUAUGACGGGCUGCAGGGCUCCUCUGAGCCACUGGAGGCGCUGUUUCCUUUCUGCACUGUAGAGAGGACCUCACAGAUCUACCUCCAUCACAUCUUGAGGCAGCUGCUUGUUCGUAACCUGGGGGAACAGGCUUUGAUGCUGGCCCAGUCGUGCGCCUCCCUCCCUUACUUCCCUCACGUCAUGGAGCUCAUGGUCCACGUGGUCCUGGAGGAGGAGGCAACCUCUCGGGAGCCCAUCCCCGAUCCUCUGCUACCCACCGUAGCCAAGUUCAUCACAGAGUUCCCGCUCUUCCUCCAGACCAUUGUGCACUGCGCCCGCAAGACGGAGUACGCUCUGUGGAACUACCUGUUUGCCGCCGUGGGGAACCCCAAGGAUCUGUUCGAAGAGUGCCUCAUGGCUCAAGAUCUGGACACUGCGGCUUCCUACUUGAUCAUCCUGCAGAACAUGGAGGUUCCGGCCGUGAGCAGACAGCAUGCCACGCUGCUCUUCAACACGGCGCUUGAGCAGGGCAAGUGGGACCUCUGUCGUCACAUGAUCCGCUUCCUCAAGGCCAUUGGCUCAGGGGAGAUGGAGACUCCGCCCCCUACACCCACCACACAGGAGCCCAGCUCAACCAGCGGAUUUGAGUUCUUCCGGAAUCGCAGCAUCAGUUUGUCUCAGUCAGCAGAUUCCGUCACCGUGGGUAAAUUCAACCUACAGAAGACCUUCAGCAUGCCCACUGGACCUUCAAGUAAAGGGCGUGACGGCGAAUGUGCAGAGAACAUGUACAUCGACAUGAUGCUCUGGCGCCACGCACGCCACCUCCUGGAGCAGGUCCGCCUCCGAGACUUAGGAUGCUUCUCUGCACAACUGGGAUUCGAGCUUAUUAGUUGGUUGUGCCGCGAGAGGAACCGUGUAGCCCGUGUGGACGAUUACGUCCUGGCCCUGAAGAGACUCCACAAGGACUUCCUGUGGCCAUUCCCUGUUAUUCCCGUGGGGAACCUCAGCUCGCCGCUGAAGAACGGACGCUGCCCUCCUGUCCUGAGCACACGGCUUCUAAAAUCCCAGUCCGCUGACAGCCUGCUGAACAUGGACACGGCACCACCGCCAGUGGCUCCCACCAAUCGCACCUGGAUGGAUGGCCUCAGCCAGACGAGCAAAGACAUGGACGCCGCCUCGUCCGCUAACUCCACCCGACACUCCCCGCAAACGUACGACGCCUUCCUGUCGCUUCUCACCAACAAAGUGGAGGAGUACAGCAUCGGCUCAGCCACAGACUUAACAGAGAGCAGCUCGGUGGUGGACGGCGACUGGACGAUGGUGGACGAGAACACAUCCACGCUGAGUCUGAGCCAGGCCGAGCUGGAGCACAUCUCCAUGGAACUGGCCAACAAAGGGCCGCACAAGUCGCAGGUGCAGCUCAGGUACCUGCUGCACGUCUUUAUGGAGGCGGGCUGCCUGGAGUGGUGUAUUGUCAUCGGUUUGAUCCUACGAGAUGCAAACGUCAUCAAGCAGGUAGUUGGUCUCCUCGACAGCCCGGAAGUUCCUGCAGAAACCGCGCAGAGCAUACGAAGCGGCCUAUUGGCCGUCGACACAUGGGCCUCCACUGACUGCCUGGGCUACAAACCCUUCCUGAGCCUCAUCCAGCCGCAUCUACAGCAGCUGAUGAUGGCCGCCUCCAUGGCGUCCGAGCAGGUGCAGCCCGAAGCCUUCCAGCCUUCCGCCUGCCAGAGCUCUAAGCUCGGCGUCGUGGAGGGAGGCUCAGGGGGUGCCACUUUGGCUCGACCCGAGGACGGGAGGUGCGUCGCCGCUCCGCUGGGACUUCUGGCGCUCCCUUCUCUGGAGCCCACCGGCGGGUUUUCAAGGACAGCUCCCACAGAGGACUUCCGGGCCCCCAGUCAGACAGAGGAACGGGGGGAGGAAGAAGGGACCUAUGACUGCACCUUAUCUUGAACCACCCCGACGCCUGGAAGCCUUGACCGGAUGCUCACCUGGGAACCUGAAAAUACACUUUGUGUGUGUGUGUGUGUGUGUGUGUGUGUGUGUGUCCACCUUGGUAUUUUGGAGUUGACAUUUCGACGUGACCUCAUAAGGAAAAUGCUGGGUGUGUUUGUGUGCUUGAUGUUCCAACUUUUGUAGACAUUUUGAGUAGUGCACACAAGGAAAAUGCUACGUCUUUGUGAGGCAACUUUUGAUGUCCCACCUUUUGUGAGGCCAUUUUUCUUUGUGUAGACAUUUUUUGCAUGGACAUUUUGACUGUUCCACACAAGAAAAUGCUACAACUGUGUGUGUGCACGCACGUGUGGGUAUUCUUCUAUUUGGCAACUUUUGACAUCUAGCCGUUUUGGGUUGUCCACUCAAACGAAAAGUGUGUGUGUGCACAUACGCUUGUCUUUGGCGUCCAAAAUAUGUGAGGUCAUAUUUUUGUGAGGACCUUUUUAGGGUUGGGGACAAUUUUUGUAUUGGCUUGUCCAGACAUGGAAAAUUCAGUGUGUGUGUGUGUGUGUGUGUGUGUGUGUGUGUGUGUGUGUGUGUGUGCGGAGGUUCUU